Messenger RNA from Ipomoea triloba (trilobed morning glory), 579 nucleotides. RefSeq names its product zinc finger protein GIS-like. The record is from RefSeq and is a predicted model, not a curated record. NCBI's taxonomy places the organism in Eukaryota, Viridiplantae, Streptophyta, Magnoliopsida, Solanales, Convolvulaceae. The coding region runs from base 1 to 579 and encodes 192 amino acids. The transcript has a single exon.
AUGAGCAUCAUCGCCGCCGCCGCAACUACUGAUCUCAACAACCAUUCCGACACGUCAAGCGGCGACGAGGCGGAUCGCCGCCGUGGAACGGAGAAACCCGCCGCCGCUGUGGGCCGGUCCUACGAGUGCACGUUUUGCAAGCGUGGGUUCACUAACGCGCAGGCCCUGGGAGGCCACAUGAACAUUCAUCGCAAGGACAAAUUGAAGGCCAAGCAAAAAUCUAAUAAUAAUAAUAUUCCUCUUCAACAACAACAAGGAUCUUCACCCUCAAGCUACCUCGUACAAAUUCCGACCGACCAACAACGUUUUUAUCCGUCUCCGAGGCCACAAGUACAACACGUGGGGUACCUGUUUUACCCUAGCUACCACCAGCAAGUUGUCGGUCCAAACGACGGCGUUUUGAAGGCGGAGAGUUUAGGGCUGCAUGGGGAUUUAAAUUUAAUGGGUGCGAAUCUUACACUGAGGAUUGGUCCUCAAAGGGAAGAAGAUGGGGGAGAAAGGCUAAGCAAGAAGGAAGAAUUGGAGGAAAAUGAUGAAGUGGAUUUGGAGCUUCGACUCGGCCAUCACAAGUAUUCCUAA